AUGACCACCAGACGGAACUGGACACCAGACUCCAGCCCUUUGUGGAUCCUGUUCCUGUGUCCCCACAUCGUCUCCCAUUUGGCGAGAGCUACACCUGUGCCCCAGGUCGUCACAGCUGCUGCAGUCUCAGCUGGGAUCACAACGCUUCCAGCAGCUGAGCGGUGCCCAGCAUUGGAGGUGUCCCUGCCAGAAGAUGGACUCGCACAAAACGGAACGCUGACUCUGUCCUGUACUGCCUGUAGCCGCUUCUACCACUUCAGCCUUCUCUACUGGCUGGGCAACGGUUCCUUCAUCGAGCACCUCCCCUACCAGCUGCGGGAGGGCAGCACCAGCGUGGAGUCCAGGGGCUGGGCCGAGGACAGUCAUGACCCCGAAUCAAGAAGCCUCCAGAGGGUUCCCUCUGCCUCACCUCCUGACAGGUGA
This is a messenger RNA of Pipistrellus nathusii (Nathusius's pipistrelle), 423 nucleotides long. The record is from the annotation of a GenBank genome assembly. Lineage: Eukaryota; Metazoa; Chordata; Mammalia; Chiroptera; Vespertilionidae.